This is a messenger RNA of Zasmidium cellare ATCC 36951, 693 nucleotides long. RefSeq lists its product as uncharacterized. The transcript has a single exon. The record is from RefSeq and is a predicted model, not a curated record. Lineage: Eukaryota; Fungi; Ascomycota; Dothideomycetes; Mycosphaerellales; Mycosphaerellaceae. Bases 1 to 693 code for a protein of 230 amino acids.
AUGUCAACCACAGAGAUCAAAAAGCCCGCAGCCAUCCUCGCAAUCAUCAUCUGGCUAGCCGCCCCAACCAUCUACCUAAGCGUAGAAUGGUACGUCUCGCGAAUGUUCUCGCCACACUACAGCUACCUCCACAGAUUCACAAGCGACCUCGCCAUCCCCUACGCCUACUACGACCCGAAAACAGGCCACUUGACCAACUCGUGGCGGGCACCCAUGAUGAACCUCAACUUCGCCGUUCACGGAUUUCUCUUCUUAGCUGGUCAGAUAUCUCUCCUACGAGCGACUGGCGAGAGGAAACUCUCCACGGCUCGCCUGGUCAUCGCAGUGGUUUACUGCAUCGGCAUACUUCUCGUGGCGGCUGUACCGGGCGGACCUAGGGAGCAUGAGAAUGGGAGGAUGAUGUGGCAUGGUCUUGGGGCAGUCUGCGCAAUAUUUGGCGGUAAUAUCAAUUCCCUUCUCGCGGGGUUCGCAACACCGGUCGACUCGAAGCCUGUCUACAAAACGGUGUGUCUGUCACUUGGGGCUAUCGGGUUCUGUGGGCCUGCCUUGGUCUUCGCUUUUGGAUACCGAGACUUGAUCGGUGUCUGGCAACGCUUGUCUAUCUAUCCGACUCAAAUGUGGGAAUACUCUACGGCGGUCUCGUUGGUCUUUGAGCUGCUUCGAACGGAGGAGGCCCAAGUAAAAAGGGACUGA